CAGCCAGUGCAGCCCCACGAGGCAGAGCCUCAGCCUGUCGGAGGGCGAGGAGCAGGUGGACCGGCUGCAGCAGGUGGAGCUGGUCAGGACCACCCCCAUGUCCCACUGGAAGGCGGGCGCCGUGCAGGCCUGGCUGGAGGUGGUCAUGGCCAUGCCCAUGUACGUCAAGGCCUGCGCGGAGAACGUGAAGAGCGGGAAGGUGCUGCUGAGCCUGAGCGACGAGGACCUGGAGCUGGGCCUGGGCGUGUGCAGCUCCCUGCACCGGCGCAAGCUGCGGCUGGCCAUCGAGGACUACCGGGACGCCGAGGCAGGCCGGAGCCUGUCCAAAGCGGCUGACCUGGACCAUCACUGGGUGGCCAAGGCCUGGCUGAACGACAUCGGCCUGUCCCAGUACGCCCAGGCCUUCCAAAACCACCUGGUCGAUGGGCGGAUGCUGAACUCCCUGAUGAAGCGGGACCUGGAGAAGCACCUGAAUGUGUCCAAGAAGUUCCACCAGGUCAGCAUCCUGCUGGGGAUCGAGCUGCUGUACCAAGUGAACUUCAGCAGGGAGGCCCUCCAGGAGCGCCGGGCCCGCUGCGAGACACAGAACACAGACCCCGUGGUCUGGACCAACCAACGGGUGCUCAAGUGGGUGCGAGACAUUGACCUGAAGGAGUAUGCAGACAACCUGACCAACAGCGGGGUCCAUGGCGCCGUGCUGGUGCUGGAGCCCACGUUUACUGCCGAGGCCAUGGCCACCGCCCUGGGCAUCCCCAGCGGGAAGCACAUCCUCCGGAGACACCUGGCGGAGGAGAUGAGCGCUAUCUUCCCCCCGGCCACUACUGAGCGCUUCGGCACGCCCCCCGGGCGGGCCCCCGGCACCCCCCGGGCGGGGAAGGAGGAGAACAGCAGUGGCAUCAGGCACAAGGCUGGCCGGCUGCCCCUGGGGAAGAUAGGACGGGGCUUCAGCAGCAAAGAGCCCGAUUUCCAUGAUGACUACGGCUCCCUCCACAAUGAAGACUGCGGGGACGAGGACCUCGAGGGCCGGCCAGAGCAGUGCCGCCUGGAGGGCUACAAUGGCCUGGAGGUCACCAACGUGUGAGGAGCCGAUGCUCGGCCAGACCCCACAUGGGGAGUCACCUAGAGGAAGAGGAGCCGGACGCCAUCGCCCCUGUACAUAGUGCCUGCGGCUGAGGAGGCGCGUCGGUCCCGGGGAAAUCCCCACAGACGCCGCAGCUUCAGAUGGGAGCACAGGGAGCCAGGAGGCGCCCGCCGGCGACGUUCCACUCAGCAGAAGGGCACUGGCCCCAGGACCUGUCACAUGCCAGCCCCUCCAUCACCCAGGCCCCACCCCAGAGUGACUGACUGUCAGCGCUCUCCUGGCUGCCAAGGCGGAAAGGGGCCACGACGCCCCAUCCGGGAGGAGCAGAUGGGCUCCACGCAGACAUGCGAGCCCCGCGGGGACAGAGGUCAGCAGGCAAAGCCCAAGGUUGACCCGUCAGCAGGUGACCCUCCAGCCAGUGAGGCGGCAGGAAAGGCUGCCCAGGGCCGAGACGCCACACGGAGGGAGGGCGCAGCCCAGCAUCCUCGCCCCCGUGACUGAGAGCCUGGGUUCCCUGGGGGGUCGCUGAGCCCCUCUUGGGAGCAAGCGGAACGGGGGAGUCAUUGUCUCUGCCCCGAAAGCCCCGGUCACGGGGGGUGGACGUGUGGGAGAGUAAUUGCUCGUCCUCCCAGGAGCAGCUCCCCGGGUGGGCGCAGGUGGAUGGUCUGUGCGGGGCGGGGCUUGGCAAUGACAGUCCCAGGAAAUGCAACAUCCUGUCAUCGGGCGAAGGGCAGGUGAGGGCAGGAUCAGGGAUGACUGAGGGAGGCCCGGGACAACUGUGCCCAAUGUGGCAGCGGAUCCGGGAUCAGGGCAGGGAGUCCUCAUCGCUACCCCCGCAAACCUUCGCUGUGAUGGCUGCCGCCUGCGCACAGGUGUCCUGGCUGAGAUGAGCCUCGCAGAGCCACGCCGGCGGGAUGGCGGCGAGAACCGCGGGCCUCUGCCUGACUCGCCACUGUGUGCUGUGUGGCUUCUCCCGGCGGCCUCGCCUCUCUGCGCCUCAGCAUCCUCCUCUAACGCUGCUUCCCUGCCAGGGGGGUGCGAGGACUAACACUUGACUAACGUCUAUAACGCACUCCGUAGCCUCUUGGGAGGCAGGUGGGAAGUUGGGGGUCUAAUCCCCAACUUACUACACAACAUGGACAUGGACCUGCCCCUCUAACUCGGUUAUUUUGGAAACAACGUGCAAAAGGAGCACAAGGCAUGUGGGAUAUUUCGACCCUUUAGCACCCUGAUAGGGCUUGAGCGGGGAGAGAGAGAGAGAGAGAGAGAGAGAGAGAGAGGCACCCCAUAGGCACAGCCCUUGGAAACCAGUUUGAUUCCAGGGAUCGGCUGGGCUUCCUGGACCCCGACGCUGAGUGACGAUCCGGGAAGGACAAAACGCAGCAUCCCACUGACACUCGGUUAUGGAAGCGGGUCAUCUGUUGGAACCACGAUGCCCCACUUCCAUUGAAGCCGUGUGCCCUGAGAGGCCAGGAGGAAAGGGUGUGAAUUCCCAACACUUGAGUCAGCCUCGAAGACCUCUCCAACCCAGGGUGGGCGACACAGACCGAGCCCCAAGGAACUGGGGGUCCCUCCCAGAGCCAGACCGUGCGUCUCCCCCACCGUGACACAAGCACAGCCUCCCGCCCCCGGGGCCAGGUGCCUGGUAGGUGGGCAGGGAGACGCCCCCUCUUGUCCGAUGUUUGGCCUCCUCGGGACACAGUUCUGAUUCCGGGGCCUGAGGCGUGAAGCUCUGGGACCUGCCCUGGCUUCGCGGAGGGUCCAGACCCCAGUGUCUCUGUGACAUUCAGCCACAUGUGGGCUGGAGCUGCAGAGCCCGCAGCUGGGGCGGGAGAACCAGACGCCCAGCCACGCUGGUGCCAGGUCACUCCUGAGCCAGCCUCAGCCUGGGUGGCCGGCACCCCAGGACCUGCCUCCAGGGGGCAGCCAAGCAGGAGGCCAGUCAUCCCCUCAGGGUGGGCGAAGGCUUGUCAGGAAUGAAGCUCGCCUUGUCCCCGGCGCACCCCCUUUGCCGACAAGGUGAGCAAGCAGCGGCUUGGGGGUCACCAGCAGGGGUGACGUUAGUCCGAAAGGCCUGGGGCCACGUGGACCACUUCACACCCACCUUUUGGUCCAAAGAUGCCCUGAGCACACACUCGCUCCUCACCAGGUGCGCAUUGGGAGCUGGCCUUGGGCUUUGUCUUCAGGAAAAUGUCAAUCUGUUUGUGGAAAAAAAAAGGGGGG
Myotis brandtii (Brandt's bat) is the source of this 3304-nucleotide messenger RNA. RefSeq names its product kazrin-like. The coding region runs from base 98 to 1081 and encodes 327 amino acids. Lineage: Eukaryota; Metazoa; Chordata; Mammalia; Chiroptera; Vespertilionidae. The transcript has 7 exons. Gene Ontology annotation, molecular function: protein binding. The record is from RefSeq and is a predicted model, not a curated record.